Messenger RNA from Cheilinus undulatus (humphead wrasse), 558 nucleotides. RefSeq names its product interferon phi 3 (gene ifnphi3). The coding region runs from base 1 to 558 and encodes 185 amino acids. The transcript has 5 exons. Gene Ontology annotation, molecular function: cytokine receptor binding. Gene Ontology annotation, biological process: defense response. The record is from RefSeq and is a predicted model, not a curated record. NCBI's taxonomy places the organism in Eukaryota, Metazoa, Chordata, Actinopteri, Labriformes, Labridae. Gene Ontology annotation, cellular component: extracellular region.
AUGAUGCUGUCCUCAGUCCUAAUCGUCUUCCUGCAGCUCUGCAGCCUCCAGCUGAUUGUGGAUUCCAGGCCAACCUGUCGGCUGCAGGGCGACCUCGUCAAGUCUGCCCACGACCAGCUCAGGGACUUGGGGGGGGAGUUUCCUAUCCACUGCCUGCCUUAUAAUGCAAACAUCUCCUUUCCAAGCUCCGCCCUCACUCCCGCAGCCAAUCACCUUCAGUGCGGUCGUGUUUUAAGUAUGGUGAACGAGUCUCUGUGGGAGGCGGGGCAAAUGUUCGAUGAUCCUGACGCUACUUUCCCCACCACCUGGGACGAAGACAAACUUGACCUCUUCCUGAGUCUGCAGGACCGAAUCAUGAGAGGAGCAAGCUGUUUGUCAAGUGGCUCCAGUGUUUUAACGCCUUACUUCCAAAGUGUGGCCGCUGUUGUGAAGCAGCAGGAAAGUUCUGACUGUGGCUGGAUGGCUUUGAGGAGAGAUUUGCUGCUGUUCCUGAAAUCCAUCCUGCAGACCCACCAUUCCUGCUUCACAUGGAGGUCUGCAUCCAACAAAAGAUUGUAG